Messenger RNA from Egretta garzetta (little egret), 2618 nucleotides. RefSeq names its product secondary ossification center associated regulator of chondrocyte maturation (gene SNORC). The transcript has 3 exons. The record is from RefSeq and is a predicted model, not a curated record. Bases 2250 to 2618 code for a protein of 122 amino acids. Gene Ontology annotation, cellular component: cell periphery. Lineage: Eukaryota; Metazoa; Chordata; Aves; Pelecaniformes; Ardeidae. Gene Ontology annotation, biological process: cartilage development.
GAUCAAGUCAUGGCUAGUUUUCUGUUGCUACAAACAUUCGACCACGGAACCUUUUUUUGCCAGUUGGUAACCACCCCAACCCACUCCAAUUCCCUUCCCUAAAUGAGAGGUUUUAUUUCUCCCCUCAGGGUAAAAUCCACAUGGACACCUUAUAGGCUUCCCUUUUUAGACAAAAUCUUGUUUUCUUUUUUUUUUUCUACUUGCAGAUGGGUUUUUUGUGGAAAAUCCCAGUAAAAGUUCAUGAUAAAUGUCCUUCUGCCAUUCAUAUGAUCACAAAGAAUAUGAAGUCAGUAAAAAAUUAACUGCUACAAUAGCUUUGCAUUAUGUUUAGUUGAUGUCUUGGAGAGAACAGUACAUGUUUAGGCUGAUAAUUUGACUUUGUUUUAAUAGCUUCAGGGUUUUUUUUAGUCUAUAAGGUGUCUGGUUCAUAAGUACUUCCUAUUUUUUAAUGGUAUGAUCUAAUUUCUAUGAGCUAAUUUUGGACUGCUCUGUACUGUGUAACAAAUAAGCAAGAGCCUGUUAAUUUCCAGCUCAGCUGGGGAGCAGGAAAGGAACAAUUUGCCGAUUGCUAAAUGAAAAUGCAGGAAUGUGAGUGGGAAAAAUGUACAAUAAUUUGUUGAACACCGAGGACCUUGCUUGGCUUCUGAGAAUUUGUAGAUAAGGGACCAGUGGGGAAGAUCUAGCUCCUAGAACUUUAACGUUGUGGCUUCUGUAUUGAGUACAAAGGUAAGAUGCUGGCAUGUUGGGAUCGUAUGCUCAGGUGACCACCCUGUCACCGUCUGUUACAAAUGGGUCCUGUUUCUGCAGCGAAGGUCGCUUGGAUCAGGAGGGAUGGUGAAAAUAGGCGCUACAGCUUUGCGUCUGCUGGUGGAUGUAUGCUUAUGCGCUUCCUGCUCUGUUUCAGACACAACAAGAGCCUGGAAAGCUAACGGGGAUUUGAUCCAAGUUUGACAGGUGAUGUUGAAUUCGAUGCUAGAGAUGUCUGAGGCUGCUUUUGAGUGUGCUUCACCAGGUUACUUCCCAACUUCUCAUUUUGCUGCAGGGACAGUGCUCAGUCCUUUUUGUUUUUUCCACUUCCCCUCACAGCCAGGCACUUCUGCAAAGAACUGCAGCAAGCGGAGUGAUUUAAAAGGACACCUGAACUGUACCUGGCUGCCUGUUGGAGAAAGCCAAAAAGUAGAGAGAGCUCUUAGCAGAAAAAUCUGGAUCUGAAAUUUAAGACAAAACUACUUGUGUCAUGUUUUCAGAGCAUAAAGAACUGAUGUUGAGGGCAUUUAUGUAAUUUCUUACCUUUUUCUGAAUGGAAAUGGGUGAAGUAUUUCAAUCUUCAUAUCCACUUAAAAAAAAUCUAAUGAAAUUCUUCUGUCCUCUGACAACAAGCUGGAGCAUUCCGCUUUUUAGAGGCUUCAUCCUUGCCCAUGUCUCUUAUUGUUGCAAAUACGAUUUGAGACAAACCUCAGUUUUUCUCUGCUGUGAACUUUUGACUAGCCCGCUUGGGGAGGGACAGGGUGGCUGAGGGUUGCAGGAGGAGGUGGUGUCUGUGCUGUGCAGACCCAAGGAGCAUGCUGGUCUUGCCAGUGACUCUCCUGGAAGACCAACCUGAUCUUAACAGACGGUUCUGCUAGUGAGGACCACACAUGGCUCCUAGUCCGCCUCUGUAAGUAUUGCACCGAGAAAACAAGGAUGCCACAGAGCCACUCUGGCUCUGUUUCAGAGCAUUUUAGCCUCAAAAGAUUGAGGCCCUUGUUCUUUUGCUGCGCCCACCCUGGAAAGACCACUGCUGCCUUGCAGACUGAGGAGAGAGCAAAGCCCUUGAGCAGUCUGCUUGGUUUUGGGGUUAACUGCCCCAAUGGCUCCUGUGUUACUUCCAUGCCGCAGGAUGGCCGGCCAGAGGGGAGGCAUUCCAGGAGCAUCCCUUCUUCCUCUGGGAAGGGCUCGCCAACAACUGCUCGUGUGUGCGCGGGCCUGGCAGGGUGAUAGAUGCCUAACGGCUCAGCUGCCUAUGGGGUUGUAGGCACAACUUCUUGAGGGUGGAGCUGCCUUCAGGAGGAGGUGUGCUCUGGAAGGCAGAGGGAGGGAGUCUCUGCUGGGCUUUGCACUCUCUCUGUCCACUUGCUCUUCUGAAGGAAAUUUUUUUUUUUUUACCUGACUGGACAAAGUUUUUAUCAAUACCAGUGAAAUUUCCCAGUUGUUCCGUACUUUUUGAAGAGUUUUAAGAAUUCCUGCCGACGUUCUUCCUGAGGGAAGCCAUGCCCUACCACAUUGUCCUUCGCCUGGUCCUGCUAAUGCUGUGUGGCAUCCUGGUCCCUGUUGUGCUGGCAGCAGAGUAUCCGCAGGGCCCGGUCCCCACCCUCUGGAACGAGCCACCCGAGCUGCCCUCUGGAGCUGGCCCCUUCGACGCUGCCACCACCACAGCCCGGCUCUCGGAUGCUACCACCUUCCCCCCGUACACCUCCGAGCUGGAGCCCGAGGACACCACCCACCUGCACCGGCUGGAUGCCGGGGACGGCUCACUGGGGCCCGGAGCUAUCGGUGCCAUUGUCAUCGCCUCCCUCCUGGGUACGUCUGUGCUUGUGGCCUUGGUCGUCAUCACGCUGAGAAAGUUCUCAGCCUCCUGA